AUGACGAUGUUAAGAAGUUUCUUCGCUGAAGCGUCGGGUGGCUCUUCAGAAGACGGUGGAUCUGACUGUGGAGACGAGGAUGACGACGAAGAUGAAGGCGAGGGUGAUGACAAAGAUGAAGAUGACGAUGACGACGAAGAUGGAGAUGAGGAUGAGGAUGAAAACGAGGGCGAUGACGAAGAUGAGGGUGACGACGAAGAUGAAGACAAUGUCGAUGAUCUGAGGUGCACUGUGGUCCGCCUAAAGCACGACUGGACAUGUCCUGAGUGUGGGAAAGGUGCUGAGAGGUGCUUGUGUCCGUACGCGAUGAAAGCCUGCAGGUGCAAGGGUGGGCAACUAAUGCCAUGGGAUGAUGCAUGUGGACACUGUGAAAAGAAUAAGUAUUCCUUGGAGGAAGAGGAUGAUGAGGAAGAGGAGGGAGAGGAGGAGGGAGGGCAUGACGACUACACCUUCCAAGAAGAGGAGGGAUGCUACUGCGGGUUAUUUGAAGAGUGUAUUGAAGGCUGCGACCGCGGAGAAGACGAAACUUGCGACUGUUGGCGGUACCACAAUUGUGUUUGCUCUGAUUCGGAGGACGAAGACUGGCGUUGCUCAGAUGCCGAGGACUCGCAUAGUGCAACGGACGAAUCAGAAGAGGACGAAGAGGCUGGUAAGCGGAACCGUAUCCUUCCUGUUGUGGCCCUUGACUCUCCACCAGACGAAGGCACCGACGUAGGAUCUCAUGCUUCCGACGAUACACAGCUCUGCGAGGUCUCUUCUCAAAGCCGCGAUAUUGUUGUGCAGGCCCUCCCUCCGCCGCUGGCUAUGCAUUGUGCAUCAGACGACUCGUCUUCUUGCUCGUCAGGAGAUGAAGACAUGGAUACCGACCGGGCUUCUUCCAACCAUUCCCCUCCUCCCCCUUCCGAACACUCCCAGUUGGACAUCGUUCUUAGUGACUCCGAAGAAGCUGACAAUGUAGAAGAAUUGACUGGGCACCUACAACCGGACGACGGCAACAUCGCUUCUAUGCCGGCGUUCCCAGUACCCCCGUUGGUCUCUCCUCUCUCCCACAGAGGGACACAGACAUCGCCCCAAUCUCAGCAGCCCGCGCAUACAGUCAAAAUUCUCCGAGACGCUUCAGCACAGACGCUCCAUUCUCCUGCUAGUAACGUUGCUCAGAUCUCCGAUGAACAAGCGAGGAUUGAGGAACUUACUCGAGAGCUAAGGGAGUCAGGAGAAGAAAUACAGCGGGUUCAAGCCCGCUCUCGGAACAUCUCGCGAGAGCUGGAGCGCCUGCGUGCGCGAAAUCAUAGCAUAGGCUCGCGCUCGGCUGACCCUGGCGAUGAUCCAGGUUGGGGCAACAUGGACGCCAUGGAGGAAGAGCUCAACAACAGAAUAGCGAAUCUCUUCGAGACCCUUCGGGCGGAACGUCGGAGGCGAGUGCGCGCAGAGACUAUGCUUGGAGAAAUCUCUAGAUCCAAUCAAACGCAGCCGCCUCUUCCGGCACUGUUGAGGAGGCGGCACUGGCUCCAAUGA
Coniophora puteana RWD-64-598 SS2 is the source of this 1515-nucleotide messenger RNA. RefSeq lists its product as uncharacterized. The coding region runs from base 1 to 1515 and encodes 504 amino acids. The transcript is spliced from 2 exons. Lineage: Eukaryota; Fungi; Basidiomycota; Agaricomycetes; Boletales; Coniophoraceae. Gene Ontology annotation, molecular function: metal ion binding. The record is from RefSeq and is a predicted model, not a curated record.